This is a messenger RNA of Colletotrichum gloeosporioides, 780 nucleotides long. Its product is annotated as Actin-related protein 2/3 complex subunit 4. Gene Ontology annotation, cellular component: actin cytoskeleton; Arp2/3 protein complex. NCBI's taxonomy places the organism in Eukaryota, Fungi, Ascomycota, Sordariomycetes, Glomerellales, Glomerellaceae. Gene Ontology annotation, biological process: Arp2/3 complex-mediated actin nucleation; actin filament polymerization. Gene Ontology annotation, molecular function: actin filament binding. The record is from RefSeq and is a predicted model, not a curated record. The coding region runs from base 1 to 780 and encodes 259 amino acids. The transcript has 5 exons.
AUGGAGCUCUGCGGCGGUGCUAGUCGCCCCACUACGAAACGUCAGGCUUCCGGCUGUGCCAACCUCAGUGCUCAACCUCACGAACCCCGCGGUCAACAUCCAACUCCAACCUCUCAGUAUCACCAAGGUUGGACGCGGCCAGGCUUCGCCAUCAUGUCUCAAUCCUUGCGACCCUACCUCCAGGCCGUCCGGAGCAGUCUGACGGCCGCCCUCACGCUCUCGAACUUCGCUUCCCAAACCGCCGAACGUCACAAUGUCCCCGAGAUUGAGGCCCAAACCUCCCCCGAGGUCCUCCUGACCCCCCUCACCAUCGCCCGCAACGAGAACGAACGCGUUCUGAUCGAGCCGAGUAUCAACUCCGUGCGGAUAUCCAUCAAGAUUAAGCAGGCCGACGAGAUCGAGCACAUUCUAGUCCACAAGUUCACCCGGUUCUUGACACAGAGAGCCGAGUCUUUCUUCAUUCUCAGGAGGAAGCCCAUCAAGGGAUACGAUAUUUCUUUCCUGAUUACGAACUUCCAUACCGAGGAGAUGUUGAAGCACAAGCUGGUCGACUUCAUCAUUCAAUUUAUGGAGGAGGUUGAUAAGGAGAUUUCGGAGAUGAAGCUCUUCCUCAACGCGAGAGCGAGAUUUGUUGCCGAAUCUUUCCUCACUCCCAUCGAGGUUUCGAGCAAGGAUCAUGAGUUGGAGUUAGAUGUUGGCUCGAGCGUAGCCGGAAUGCCGGGAUCCACAUUGGGUCCGACUUCGACAUCGGUCCGCAAAUCCGGGGCCGUAUGGGAAUGA